AUGAUGAAGACCGGCCAUGUCGAGAAGACGAAUGACCGCGAUUACGAGGUGGAGGAGAGACGGUUCCGCACAAUGGAGGCCGCCUCCUUGCGACUGCAGAAAGAAGCCAAGGGUUAUCUAGACUCCCUACGAGCAAUGACGGCAUCACAAAUGCGUAUCGCUGAGACAAUCGACGCCUUUUACGGAGACGCCGGUGCCAAGGAUGGCGUAAGCCGCAGCUACAAACAAGCCGUCGAGGACCUGGAUGCCGAAACAAUCAAGGCCUUGGAUGGCCCAUACCGAACGACGGUCCUGGAACCAAUUUCAAGAUUCUGCGCAUACUUUCCGGAUGUUAAUGAAUGUAUCAAGAAGCGUGGUCAUAAGCUACUCGACUACGACGCUCUUCGUGCCAAAGUGAAGCGUCUCGUCGACAAGCCCGACAAGGAUGUGACUAAGCUGCCGCGAGCCGAGAAGGAGCAAGAAAUGGCCAAGGCUGCCUAUGAACAACUCAACGAGCAACUGUGCACAGAGCUGCCGCAGCUGAUAGACCUGCGGGUUCCUUAUCUCGACCCGUCGUUUGAGGCUUUAGUCAAGAUCCAGUUACGAUUCUGUGCCGAGGCGUACAGCAGAAUGGCCCAGGUACAACAAUAUCUCGAUGCCGACACGAGAGAUCAAUACGCGCAGGGUCAACUAGACUCGAGGGUUGAGCAGGUGUUGCAAGAGAUCAGAGAGCUAAGCAUAAGCGGUACGGUAUAG
Molecule: messenger RNA, 735 nt
Organism: Phaeoacremonium minimum UCRPA7
Lineage: Eukaryota; Fungi; Ascomycota; Sordariomycetes; Togniniales; Togniniaceae
Product: putative protein hob3 protein
Exons: 6
Coding region: 1-735 (244 amino acids)
Biological process (GO): endocytosis; plasma membrane tubulation; actin filament organization
Cellular component (GO): Rvs161p-Rvs167p complex; mating projection tip; medial cortex
Molecular function (GO): lipid binding; protein binding
Source: RefSeq, a predicted model, not a curated record